Fundulus heteroclitus (mummichog) is the source of this 2470-nucleotide messenger RNA. Its product is annotated as SCAN domain-containing protein 3. Lineage: Eukaryota; Metazoa; Chordata; Actinopteri; Cyprinodontiformes; Fundulidae. The transcript has 2 exons. The record is from RefSeq and is a predicted model, not a curated record. Bases 996 to 2213 code for a protein of 405 amino acids.
UGACAAAAAUAGACUGUAUACCAUUUCACUGAAGCAAGGAAUUGAUAUCCAGGAAACAAGUAUAGCAUAGAACAGUGAUUCUUAACCAUAGGGCCAUGGCCCAAAGUUGGGCCUUCAGCGCCCCCUUGUGGGCCGCAAAAAUCUUUCAGUUUUGCACCUGUGGGCCGCAAGGGCCGUGGGACUGCGUGCAGCUUCCGACCAUGUGGUGGCGGUAAUGCAUCACUCGGUUGUUUAAAAAGCGCCAAUACAGAGAGAAUUAGACUGUCUACUUCGCAGCAAAAAUCAAUAGUAUGAACCUGCAGGGUCGGAGGCAGCAUUCUCAGGACAGCACUCUCAGGACCCUAGGUUUUUGUGACAGUGCCACUGCAGGGUUGGAGGCUUCUAAAAACACUUCAUCCGUUAGCUAAAAGUUAGCUCACAGUAGUAAAAGGUGAGAGCUAGCGGACUUUUACAUCGGAUUACCCUUCUUGCAAAAAUGGAUACGUUUUUAAAAAAAAAAAAAUUAAGACAAACGUCCUGCCGACACCCCCACCCAAAAGACAAAGUUUUUGCGGAAAUACAAUCUCGACUUCAUUAAAUACGGUUUCGUAAAUGAAGGAACAGAGGCAGUGCCAAAAGCCCAGUGUGUGGAGUGUGGGCUAAUGCUGUCCAACGAAGCUCUCAAGCCCUCAAAACUACAGCGGCAUCUAGAGACCAAGCACCCGAUGCUCGUGGGAAAGCCGGUGGAAUAUUUUAGGAGGAAGGAAAUUGGGCUGCAGAUGCAGAAAAGUCUGUCGUGUCACUGACAAGCAACUCUAAAUGUGCAUUGAAAGCCAGCUACCUCGUAGCCAGACGUGUGGCACAGAGUAAGAAAGCAUUCACCAUAGCGGAGGAGUUGGUUCUGCCUGCCGCUGUUGAUAUGUGCCGUGAGCUAAUUGGAGAGGCCGCCGCAAAAAAGCUGCUGAGUGCUGACCAUCCCACUCUCUAACGAGACUGUGAGUCAUCGUAUCGCGGACAUGGCCUCAGACAUACAGCAUCAACUUACAGAAAGAAUAAAAAGUAGCCCUUUUUUUUCUUUGCAAUUAGACGAGUCCACGGAUGUCACGAAUGCUGCACUGCUGCUAGUUUUUGUUCGCUAUCGCUGGGACAAUAGUUUGCACGAAGACAUACUGUUUUGUGGAGAGCUACCAAAACGAACUACGGCUCAGGAAUGUCUCCGCUGCAUGGAUAACUACUUCACUGAGAACGGCCUGGACUGGCAGAACUGUGUCGGGGUGUGCAGUGAUGGUGCAGCAUCAAUGACUGGCAAGCAUCAUGGUGUCAUUACACAGAUACUUGAUCGUGCACCAGAAGCUAAAUGGACACACUGUUUUCUCCACCGUGAAAGCCUUGCAGCAAAACAGAUGUCACCAGAUCUCCACCAGGUGAUGGAUGUAAGUGUGAAAACCAUAAACUUUAUUAAAAGCAAUGCUGUGAACUCCAGAUGUUUUGCUAAGCUUUGUGAGGACAUAGAAACAGAUCAUGUCCAGCUGCUAUAUCACAGUGAAGUAAGAUGGCUCUCAAGAGGACUGGUCCUCAACCGUUUGUUUGAACUGAGGAAUGAGGUGUUCUCUUUUCUCACUGAGAAAAAAUCUCAUCUUGCACAUUACUAUGCUGACACAAUGUUCACAGCAAAACUUGCCUACCUCUGUGAGAUUUUUUCACUACUGAACCAACUCAACACCUCACUUCAAGGAAGAAACAGCAACAAAUUUUGUGUUGCAGACAAAGUUGAAGCUUUCAAGAUGAAACUUGCUUUGUGGACCAAGAGGGCCCAGGAAAAGAGGAUGGACAUGUUUCCACUUUUGUCUGACAUUUUGGAAAACUCCCCUCAGGGGAAGAUCAGUGACUCAGUCUCCCAGCACCUCUCCCAACUGGCAGCGAAAUUUGGUGACUACUUUCCUGAGGAUCCCAGAGAGGGAAACAUGUGGAUUUUGGACCCAUUUUCAUUGGAUUCCACUGUAAAUGAUGUUGCUUUGCCCUCACACCUGGAAUCCCAGCUUCUGGAAGUUUCUACUGACAGCACUUUAAAGCUGCAGUGGGGCAAACUGGACCUGGGCUCCUUCUGGAUUGCUGUCUCAAAGGAGUACCCAUGUGUUGCACUGAGGGCUGUGAAACUCCUUCUCGCAUUCACAACUACGUACCUGUGUAAAUCAGGAUUCUCCAUUGUGGCCACAACUAAGACCAAAGCCUGAAACAGACUCAGAGCAACUCUGGAGGCUACUCAGAGUGAGCCUUUCUCCCAUUCCACCCAGACUGGAUCUGAUUAUGUCUCAGAGGCAGGCCCAAGUGUCUCAUUAAGAGGUGAAGAUAAAAGGGAGUUGUAUUAUUGUUGUUAAUUGUUGUUAUUAUUUGUGUCAUUGUUCAUUUGUCACAGAUAUAAAGAUUCUUCUGGUUCUGCCAUGCAAAAAUGGAGACUGCUGAAGCAAUUUUACAAUGGCUUUGCAGAUUA